Molecule: messenger RNA, 2465 nt
Organism: Micropterus dolomieu (smallmouth bass)
Lineage: Eukaryota; Metazoa; Chordata; Actinopteri; Centrarchiformes; Centrarchidae
Gene: ldlrap1b
Product: low density lipoprotein receptor adaptor protein 1b
Exons: 9
Coding region: 180-1118 (312 amino acids)
Cellular component (GO): early endosome
Source: RefSeq, a predicted model, not a curated record
CCGCCCAGGAGGACGAACAUGAUAAUUCGCCAUCGAUUGAAAGCUAACAGUGCGGAGGGGAGAAAACACUAGCCGAAAAAAAGUUUGGACGGGAGAGGGCUGUUUUAAACCAAGCGAAGUGUUUCGACACAAACGAACAGGCGCUUGUCGGGCUCUUUGCCCCACUUUUGGAUUACGAUAUGGACGCUUUGAAAUCCGCUGGAAGGGCAAUUAUACGGAGCCCCAGUAUCGCCAAACAGUCGUGGGGUUCGAGCAGACAUAAAAAGCUUCCAGAGAACUGGACGGACACGAGGGAGACCCUUCUGGAGGGCAUGGUGUUCCAGCUGAAGUACCUGGGGGUCACGAUGGUAGAGCAGCCUAAAGGAGAGGAGCUGUCUGCGGCUGCUGUCAAGAGGAUAGUGGCCACGGCCAAAGCCAGUGGAAAAAAACUCCAGAAAGUCACAUUAAAGGUCUCCCCACGAGGAAUCAUCCUUUACGACAGUGCCUCCAACCAGCUGAUAGAAAACAUCUCCAUAUACAGAAUAUCAUAUUGCACGGCGGACAAGAUGCACGACAAAGUGUUUGCCUACAUCGUCCAGAGCCAACACAAUGAGACCCUAGAGUGUCAUGCCUUCCUCUGUCCUAAGAGAAAAAUGGCCCAGGCGGUAACCCUAACAGUGGCUCAGGCUUUCAGAGUGGCGUUUGAAUUCUGGCAGGCUGCCAAGGAAGAAAAAGAGAAGCGAGUGAAGUCAGGUUCAGACGGAGAGGGAGCCAGCAACUCCCAGUCGGACAGCUCGGCCAGCCUGGGCAGCCUGAAGGGAGGAGAGGUAGCCACGGGAAAACUUCUGGAUUUGGCAGAGGGAGCCAACGUGGCGCUGGUCCACUCAGGAACAAAGCAGACCGACUCGGAUCCCUUUAUGGUGCAUAAUCACGAAACAGAGAACAACAAUACUGUAUGGGAGUUGGAGGACGGUCUGGACGAGGCUUUCUCAAGACUCGCUGAGUCUCGCACUAACCCCCAGGUCCUGGACAUUGGGGUAAACCCUCAGGACUUCAACACUGAAGAGUGCCUGUCCCCAGGCAAAUGGGACCAAGAGGACUCAGAGUUCCCUGCACAAAAAGACACUUUUGGGUUCUAAUGUGAAGCCUCUGCCAAGAAGGGAAAACGGAGAAAGACGAGGGGAAAUGGUGGAAACUGGAGAAGUGACAAAACGAACAUUUAUGGCAUCAGUAAGGUUUCCCGUCUUCUCCUUGCUGCCAAGUCCUCUCAGUGCUGCUGUCUAGUGGCUCUCUGAUGCUCCUGGAUCCACACAACCACAGAAGGACAACAUGAGCAGGGUUCUCACGGAAAAGGCCAAAGCAAUACAAACCAAUUUAUCCCUUUUCUAUGAAAAAACAUGCAGUCAUUUAAUGUUUGUUACAGUCAGUGUAUUACUUCCUUUUUUGUGUAUGUUUACCUGUUCACUGUUUGUAAUGUGUUUGUGGUAUGUGCUUGUGUACAUUGUGUUAAAGAAAGUGUGUGUGUUUGUGUAUGUGUGCGGAUGUAUAGUAUAUAAAUGUACAAGGUGAGAUAUGAGAACUAUGACGUGAGUUACGUUUGGAACAGCUCAUCAAGGUAAAGGUCAUCAAGGGUACUGUCACAUAUUUGAUUUACUUAGAGAUGGAGAAACUGGAUUAGAGGGAAAAGUCAGCAAUGAACAAGUUCCCAUAAAGUUACUACCUAUGUGCUUCAAGAAUUCAGCCUUUUUCUGGGCUAAGCUUUAAAAAAAAAUUGUGUGUAUGUUUUGAUCAAAGAGUGUUUGUGUGAAAGUGAAAAAGAACAAAAUGACAAUCUUAUUUUUUUUUUUCUAUUGCAAAAUCUAUUUUUGCACUCAACAUUCAUCCAUUUUUAAAAAGCACAUAUUUCAUAUAAGGGAAUUUUAAUGUCCAUACGCAUCAAACUUAUUUUUCAGGCUUAUAUACAGUGCCUCUAUUCAAACUCCCACUUGGACUUGUUCAUGCUUUAUUGUUUUACAACUUAGAAUCACAGGAGCAUUCCUGAUGUUGUAUUCACUGUGAUGUUGACUACAGUCUUGUACAUCUCAAGAUUUCCCAACGUUGUAGAGAACUGUGAAGCCCCCUAUAUCACCACAUUUCAAAGAAAGCCAGUCAUGUUUCCCACUCUGGCUCAUUGACAAGAGUUUGAUGGGAAGGGAAGUCCAGAGUUGUUUUGUCUUCACUUCAACAGUACAGUCUCUUUUUUUUUGACCAUGUCAGUAAGUUUCAUUAAUCAACUGUGAUUCAGUGUUGGAGCAAUAAAACAUGAAGUCCAAGGGUGUGAAUGUGUUAUAGCGGCACUGUACCGCUGUAUGUUAAAUUAUAUUGUUGCAUUGACUUUGCUAGUUUAUUAUUUUUUUCCCGGGGAGUGUUCCCAGUGUUAUUUUUGCAGUUUGUUUAUGUAUGAAUUUAAUUUAAUUCAUUAAAUAACAUAAAUUUCAAUCAAAGUG